ACAGGCAAUGAGGAGCUGUAUGGGGUGAAGCAGGGGCAGAGGGGCCCUGCGGCAGGAGGGGCUCAUAGUUCCCCUCUGUGUAUAGGAGCAGGUCAGUAUGUGCAUUUCUGGGCUGGCAUCUCUGUGAGCUGCGCUGUGUACCCCAAGGACCUGCAAUCAACAAGCACUGGGAGGAGCUUUGUCCAGUGCUCCCCAUUUCAUCUGUGGUCAGCUGGGGUGGAGGCUGCCCUUCCUGCUUCUCCAGUCUCUGAGCAAGUGUGGCCAUACAUCUGAGUCACGAUGGGCAAGAUGGACAACACCUCCGUGGAGCUGAGCUCUCCCUCCGAAGUGAAGGAGGCAGCCCUGGAGGACCCAGAGCCUAUCACUCCUGGGGCUCUGAGCACCAAGAAGAAGAAGGAGAUCCCAGACAGAGGCUCCUGGAAGGGGAAAUUUGACUUCUUGCUGUCCUGUGUGGGCUAUGCUAUUGGACUGGGUAAUGUGUGGCGCUUCCCAUAUCUCUGUGGCAAGAAUGGAGGAGGGGCUUUCCUCAUUCCCUAUUUCCUGACUCUGGUGUUUGCUGGAAUUCCUCUCUUCUUGCUGGAAACCGCUCUGGGCCAGUAUACCUCUGUCGGAGGACUGGGAGUAUGGAAAUUAGCACCCAUGUUUAAAGGAGUGGGGCUGGCAGCUGUGGUCCUCUCCUUCUGGCUGAACAUCUACUACAUUGUCAUCAUUGCAUGGGCUCUCUACUAUCUCUUCAACUCUUUUACCACGGACCUGCCAUGGCAGAGCUGCGGGAAUGCCUGGAACACUGACCGCUGCUUCUCCAACUACUCCCUGAGUGACACGACCAACCUCACCAGCGCCGUCACCGAGUUCUGGGAGAGGAACAUGCACCAGAUGUCCGGGGGCCUGGGGGAGCCCGGCACUCUCCGCUGGCCCCUGGCUGGCACACUGGCUUUGGCCUGGCUGCUGGUCUACUUCUCCAUCUGGAAAGGCGUGGAGUGGACGGGCAAGGUUGUGUAUUUCUCGGCCACCUACCCCUAUUUCAUGCUCUUCAUCCUCUUCUUCCGGGGAGUCACGUUGCCAGGAGCCAAGGAGGGGAUCCUCUUCUACCUCACACCUGACUUCAGAAAGCUCACCGACUCUGAGGUCUGGAUGGAUGCAGCCACGCAGAUCUUCUUCUCUUAUGGCCUGGGGCUGGGGUCCCUGAUUGCACUGGGGAGCUACAACACUUUCCACAACAAUGUCUACAGAGACUCUAUUAUUGUCUGCUGUAUAAACUCGACCACAAGCAUAUUUGCUGGAUUUGUUAUUUUCUCUAUUGUUGGCUUCAUGUCGCACAUUACGAAGAAGUCGAUCUCCGAACUGGCCUCCUCAGGCCCUGGACUGGCUUUCCUCGCCUACCCACAGGUUGUCACACAGCUGCCUCUAUCCCCACUCUGGUCGAUUCUCUUCUUCUCCAUGCUGAUGAUGUUGGGUCUGGAUAGUCAGUUCUGUACUGUGGAAGGGUUCAUUACAGCCCUGAUGGAUGAGUAUCCUCAUCUCCUGAGAGCCAGGAAGAAGAUCUUCAUUGCAGUAGUCUGUUUCAUCUCCUAUCUCAUCGGAUUCUCCAACAUCACCCAGGGUGGCAUUUAUGUCUUCAAGUUGUUUGACUAUUAUUCAGCCAGUGGCAUGUGUCUUCUCUUUCUUGUCUUCUUUGAGACCAUCUCAAUUUCUUGGUGUUAUGGUGUGAACAGAUUUUACAGGAACAUUGAAGAAAUGAUUGGCUAUAAACCUUGCAUCUGGUGGAAGAUCUGCUGGGCCUUCUUCACUCCUGUUGUCUGCCUGGGCGUGUUCUUCUUCAGUGUGGUGGAAAUGACUCCUCUGACACUGGGAAAAUACAUCUAUCCUGCAUGGGGACAAGGAAUUGGUUGGCUCAUGGCUCUAUCCUCCAUGGUACUGAUUCCAGGAUACAUGCUGUACUGUUUCUUCACCUCAACGGGGACUCUCCGACAGCGCUUGCAGCAGAUGACACAACCCAAGCCAGAGGUGCAUGCUCAGAACAACGGCCUCCAGCUGAAGAAGUCCUUGAACGGGAGGGUCUUGGAUGCCGCCGUCUAGGAGGAGAGCCCGCACCUCCUCGCCCUGCCCUGUAGCUGCUCACGCCACAUUGUUCCUCGAGCUCCUCCGGCACAGUUCACUGUCCCCAGCUCCAUGGUGGCUUUCACUUGUUGAAGAGAGGACCUGGUGGAGGAACCUCUCACAUUUCUUCCUACCAGCCCGGCUUACCGAGGCUCUGCCUGAGCUGUCACCAGGGCAUCGUGCAGUGACCGUCUUCAUCAUGCAACAUCCUGGUCCAGGCUCUCAGUGAGGAGUGGCUGGUGCCCAGGUCUUCCUCAUUCUGACAAGAGGUGAUGUUUCUGGAGAGCUUAUACUGAUUGCUGACCACUUCUCUCUUCUUCUUCUUCUUUUUUUUUACCUUUCCGCGUGAACUUCUGCAGAGUAUCCUGUAGCGCACAGCCAUGCUGUUACCCCAGAGAGCCAGCUGACACCAGGUUCAAAUCCCACAUGGUUGUCAAUUGAUCUACCUUAAACCAACACUAGCAAGUACGCAUCUGGAGGGGAUGUGGCAGAACAAGGCAUUCCAAUGAGAAGUCCAGCAUGCUGGCAGCUGUUGGAUACCUCCCCAAAUCCACCGCAUCCAUCCAGGCUGGCACUGUGAGCCAGAGCCUAGUAAAGUAGGCAGCCUUUUUCUUCUUGAGCAUCCUGCCCUCUGCAGUCCUGCUCAGAGGGCCACUCCCUGACCCUGGCAUGUAGCUAAGAGAGUAAGUUGAGGGCCGUGUGCUAAAGGCUGUCUCAAUCUCCUGCACUGACCAUGCUCUGCUCCAAUCUGCUUUGUGCAGAGGCAAGAGGUGUGCUGUGUGAUAGGGAGACUGUCCAGUACGGUGCAAAUCUCUCCCGCCCCCAAGUGGAGCAGGGCAGGUCCUGCCAAACAUGCUCCCUGGCUUUCCCCCAGGAUGUGAAGUGGUAAGACGUAACAUGGUGCCCACAAGUGGUUUAGCUUAUACCUUUUCCUGGGGAAGUGACAACCCCUAAAUCCUAACUAGCAGAAGGCAGGAGUGACUUCUGGAGGUGGAAGGACGUAGCCACCAUGCUUAAAACCACCCCCAUGAACCAGUGCUGACUUCCCUUGAGAAGUGGCUGCACACCCAGCUGCUGGCACUGGCAUAUCCCAGCUCCUAGCACACACAACAUGGCGGGGCUGCGAGCUGCUGUAGAUGAUGCUGGAGGAGUAUAUAACAGCUUGGAGGAGCCUGGGAGGUGUUUCAGAGCAGUCCUAAAGCAGCAGCAUAUUUUUGUUUUAUAAAGCCUUGGGAAAGGAGGUGGCUUAUCAUAACACCAUGUGCAGGUGUGACAUUGAUGCUCCUGUUUGUGACAGUCUUCCAAUGACCCCAUGAGGAGGUGCCUAUGUACUCAGCGCUUUCAUAAGCACUUGUCAUACGUGUGCACUCAUAGUGUGGCUCAGUGCAAAUUAGUCUCUCUCCUCCCUUGGCACCCUGACAGAAUUGCCAGGUCUUCUGGUCUUCUUUCUGCCAGGUCUGCUGGCCUUCUUCCCACCAGCUUGCACUCCCAGGCUCAGCUCAAGUCAUUAAAUUCAUAAAUGACUGUCCAAGGAAACAUUUGUCCUACCCAGGCUGUAGAGCUGUGACAUGUUGCAGGUUGGCCCCAUGCUACCCAACUCUGGGACCAGACUGUGCAUGUGCCCACCUCCUGUUCUGCUGGUCUCCCAGCCUAAGGAUUAGUAGCAUAAAGUGGAAAGAAGUCAUCUAGUUACUAAAGCUGAAGUCGGUCACUUUUGGGGGUUGGUUCUCCUGCCAGUUCACCAACGUAUCUUGAUUAUCAUUGCUUUAGAUGUGUAACCAAGUUGUGUUUGUGCUCAUAGUGUGUUCUGUGUCCUGGCUCUUAGGCGUCAUGGCUGCCCAGCAUUGAGUGCAUGUUUUGCAGUCUCCGACACCACGAGCUUAGGUCACGCUCUGUCCUGCAUCUCAUCGUUAGUGUGUUUACGUCAAAAAAAUUGCAGCUAUUAAAUAGACACAAGGAAACACUUGAUCAUGUAAAGCCGAAAGCCAAACACUGAAAGCUGCAAUCAUAGUUUGUCACAAUUAAUCUCAGCCAGUUACAGACGUGUCAUCUUUCCUUGUCCUGUGACUGCCAGCGCUAGUAUAGCUGGAAUUUUCUAUUCUACUUUCACCUGCUUUUAUAAACAGAGAAUAAAGGGAACCACUCUUUAUAUACAUGUAUGCCCUUUGAGAGGAACAUCUGUGUUGAAAACAGAUGUUAACCUCUGAUGUUUGUUGUAAUGAACUUUACUAGAAACCUACUUUUGUCUGGACACCAAGGUCAUGUAACCUCCUUCCCCUAAAAUGCAGACUGAGAGUUGUGUAGGUCUCAGAGUUGUGAUAGGCAAAAGAUUCAGUUCUUGAGCAAGGCCAUAAAACAUGGAAGAUCCUGAUUUUUUCAUCUUCAUUGAGGCAGAUCAUGUCUAAGGUAAAACAAAUCAGUGUUAUGCUCAUUUUUUAAACCCUUGGCCAAAAAUAUUGUUUUCUAGGAGGGUUGUUCAAAGGGUUAUACCAUCCAGGUUGUUCCAGGGGAGUGGAAAAAGAAGGGUUGAAAAAAACAAAGUCCCUUUUGCUGAGAUUUUGGUCCCAGUAAUUCUCUGACUUGUGUGUGGUAGGUGCAGAACAUCACUUCAGGGGCACUCCAGUAGCAUCAGGGGCAACUGGGCACAGACUCUGCUUAUAAUAACAAUAUUUGAUGAGAUUUACCAUUUGCCUAGUUUUCUCUCUUUAACCUUCUCCUCUGCUUUCCCUCCUGCCCUGCUUCUUUUUGUUCACUUACGUCACUCCUUCCCCGCUCUCAUACAUCCAGUGGAAAUUAGCUACCUCAACUUGCCUCUUCCUGUUUUUUCCCUUCCACUACUGUCAAACUACAGCUCUCCCUCCCUUCUCUUCUCCUUUCUGUUCUUUUCUUUCUCUCUGUAUUGUUAUCAGCCUCACUUCCCUGCUUCUCUCAUAUGCUGUUCUUCCACCCUUAUUACUUAUUCCUGCAUGCUGGGGCUCAGCUGUUCACUGUGCACGUGAUCAGCCCUUCUACCUGCUGAAAGCUGGAGCUCAGGACCCUGUAGAGGAGGCCAGCUUUUUGCAGGAUCUGGUCCCUAAGAACAAAUUUCCAUCCCAGUAUCAAAAUUAUAAUGAAGUUCAGGCUCUCUUCUCUUCUUCUUCUUCUCACCAGAAAGCACUGUGCCAAGAAAUGCUAUCUCUUCAUAUUACUAGAAGAGGCAUUUCAACCCGAAUUCCACCAGUCUCUGCAGAGCUGUGCCUGUUCUGAAAGACUUUGGGGCUUUUCCUGGUUUUGCACUAUUUAUUUCCACAAUGAAUAUUCUGAUCUGCAAAGCCUGGCAUUCACAGACUUGCAGGGAGGAGUUUGCCCUUAGAAAAGCUCUAUCUGAUUAAACUGAUCCCCUUCCCCAGCAUUUCAAAUUCAUCCCAUCCUUAGUGCUAGAAGAGCCUUCCCAACUCCAUUGCAUGCAGGUUUCCUGUCUAGUGAGAAGAUAGGGACUGGAACAGCGCCGUGAGCUCAUUCCAUGCCUCAGAAAUGCCAUUGUGGGCAGGUCUAAUGUUGAGUUUGUGAUUUCAGGCUUCAAAUACCAGGUGAAAGGCAUGUGCUGUGCUCAGUGCCAGUGACUCCUUUGUAAGAGGUGGUUUUGUGGUUUCUCCAUGGCCCAUCACUUCUGGUGACUAUACCUCCACUCCCCACUCCUUUUGGCUCACCCACGAGAGAGGAUAGGUGCUCUCCUCUCCCCUAGGCUGAGGUUCAGAAGGGGUUCCUGCUCCCUUGUGCUCACCUACAGUGCUCCUGCCUUUAUUCUGUCCCCUGGACUCCCCAGCACAAGUCAGCCUCUCCCUCCUGCCAUGGGCAGUUGCUUGAAAUAAUCCCCCGUGAAACCUCUUAAUUCUAAGGAGCUAUUUAGGGAGCUGUGCUCAAAUCCCUCUGAAAUCCUCUUUUUCCUGAGGGCUGUGAAAAAUAAAAUAAAUGCCAUUGACCCCACCCUCUGCUUUAGCAGCAGGGCUGAGGGUAGCAAUGGGAAAGUCAGGAUUGCUUUGCUGUCGCUCAAGUGCUGCUUCCCCUGGAGGUGUGGAUGUGACGGAGUUCUUCCUGCUGCUGUUCUCCCAGAUGUGCUCCAACAGCUGGGAGCUGGUUGUACAAACACAUAUGCAAUGUCUACAUUAUGAUACUGAUGCCGUGUGGCACUGUAAGGCUUUGGCUAGCCGAACACUGCAUAGCUUGUAAUGUCUCCACAAUUCUAUUAAAUGAUGUG
Molecule: messenger RNA, 6337 nt
Organism: Cuculus canorus (common cuckoo)
Lineage: Eukaryota; Metazoa; Chordata; Aves; Cuculiformes; Cuculidae
Product: sodium- and chloride-dependent GABA transporter 1
Exons: 15
Coding region: 280-2079 (599 amino acids)
Biological process (GO): neurotransmitter transport; sodium ion transmembrane transport
Cellular component (GO): plasma membrane
Molecular function (GO): gamma-aminobutyric acid:sodium:chloride symporter activity
Source: RefSeq, a predicted model, not a curated record